AUGACAAAAUUACCAUUUCAGGUUAAAGAUAUUUUACUAUCAGAAUUAGGUAGAAAAGAAAUUUCAAUUGCAGAAAAUGAAAUGAAAGGAUUAAUGGGAUUACGUAAAAAAUUUGGACCAUCAAAAAUUUUAAAAGGAGCACGUAUUGCAGGUUGUUUACAUAUGACAAUUCAAACUGCAGUUUUAAUUGAAACGUUGGUUGAAUUGGGAGCACAAGUUCAAUGGUCAUCAAGUAAUUGUUUAUCAACACAGCGGCAGUUGCAUCCAAAGGUAUCGCGGUUUAUGCAUGGAAAGGUGAAACUUUAG
Molecule: messenger RNA, 306 nt
Organism: Dictyostelium discoideum AX4
Lineage: Eukaryota; Evosea; Eumycetozoa; Dictyosteliales; Dictyosteliaceae
Exons: 1
Coding region: 1-306 (101 amino acids)
Source: RefSeq, a predicted model, not a curated record